Molecule: messenger RNA, 1245 nt
Organism: Musa acuminata subsp. malaccensis (wild Malaysian banana)
Lineage: Eukaryota; Viridiplantae; Streptophyta; Magnoliopsida; Zingiberales; Musaceae
Product: octanoyltransferase LIP2, mitochondrial
Biological process (GO): protein lipoylation
Cellular component (GO): mitochondrion
Molecular function (GO): lipoyl(octanoyl) transferase activity
Source: RefSeq, a predicted model, not a curated record
UCGAAAUCUGUUGUGGGUUUGGACGAUCUCACGGACCCAACCCGUUACCUGCCUUCGGAAACCUAAUCGCGGCGACGGCGUCUUCCUCCGAGAGGCUCUUCCUCUCUCUCUCUCUCUCUCUCUCUCUCUCUCUCCUCCUUCAGUGUCGCCCCCUCACGCAGCCUCCGGCCAGCGGCUUCCGUGCGCAAGGCAGACCUCCAUGGUGUCUUCUUCUCACGAUGUAUGCAAGAGUCUGAGGACCUGAGAUCAGCAUAGGUCUUUCAAUCCUUGCAGAUCUGAGAAUAAUAUAUGGUCGAUAUUGUUGAUCAUUAUAUUUGUUUUCUAUUUCAACUGAAGAUACACCAUAUGAGACUGCAGAGGAGCCUCGGGGCCUGUAAGUUUGGAAUUAUUAAUUAUUUCGAUGCACUUAAGCUCCAAGAAAGGCUUGCUUCUGAUAGAAAAUCCGGUAAAAUUCUGGAUACUAUCCUAUCCCUUCAGCAUCCACCAACAUAUACACUUGGAAAAAGGCGAACAGAUCAUAACUUAUUGGUGUCUGAGGCUGAUCUUAAAACCAUGGGUGCUGAGCUUCACUACACAGAAAGAGGUGGUGACAUCACAUUUCACGGACCAAGGCAAGCUAUUCUUUAUCCCAUUGUUUCUCUGAGAGAUAUCGGAUGUGGUGCAAGGAAUUAUGUUGAAGGGCUGGAGUCAGUGAUGAUAGAAGUAGCUUCCUUCUAUGGUGUCAACGCCCAUGCGGGGAAAACAGGUGAGACAGGGGUGUGGGUUGGUGACCGAAAAAUUGGUGCAAUUGGUGUUCGAAUAAGUUCAGGCAUCACUUCACAUGGAUUGGCCUUCAAUAUUGAUCCUGAUCUGAGCUACUUCAAGCAUAUUGUGCCUUGUGGAAUUCCGGACAAAGGUGUUACAUCCUUAAAAAGAGAGACAGAGAUGGAACUACCACCUGAUGAAGUGAUCCAUGAGCAGCUGAUUCACUGCUUUGCGAAGGUAUUUAGAUUCAGUGACAUCCAAUGGAAAACACAAUGAUGAGCUCAAGUGGCGGUUACAUAAUUCAUGGCAAUGAUAACUUGAAUGGUGCAUAAAUUCAUCGACUUCUAACCUGUUCAUUGAAGUGUUUUUUAUGUGAGCCUUCUCAAUAAUGGAAGUGGGUUUUAUUGUGUCGGGUGGAUCAUUGAAAAUUAGGUUGCUGAAAUGUUCCAUUUCCCAUCCUUUGUGAUCUGUGUGAAGAAGAAGAAAUUUUCAUUUGAUGGA